AUGUCAGAAACGAUGACCGGGCACUCGACAAGAGAGCGGCCGGCUUACCCUCAUUAUGCAAUGAUCUAUAUUGAUGCGGAAGGAAACCUUUGCCAGCGCUCUUCCGCAUCGGUGGCACAAAACAUGCAGGAUAUUAUCUCCCCCACAGUGGCAGGAGAAUUCUUGAGGGCCGUGGCGAGGUCAAGAGAAGCACAUGGAGCCCAAUUCCAUGCCCCCGUUGCUCUACAGCCUACACAGGAGCCACAAUCCAACGAGCAUAGCUCCACUAUCUCGCAAAGGGGGCUCAUGGCCCACAGUGGACGUGCCGUGAGUGGUGAGCAAAUUGGAAGGAUUCCAACCGAGCAGAACCCUCAUCUCCAGCCGGCAAUGUGGCCACAGUCUAGUAACUCUUGGUCACCUCAACAAGAGCAAGCAACUGGAUCUCAGCCCAGGAAAAAGCAUUUUGGGGGCCGCAGCUUGAAUUUGUCUUCGCACCAGAGUGCUUCAUUGUCUGUCGAUGAGCCUGAGAUCUUGCGUCUCUAUUACGAGAAAGUUUUCCAGAAUCUCCAACAAACAAACUGCCGCGUGAUCGCAAAGGCCUAUAUCAAGCUGGUCGAGCCUCGAAAACAAGUCAACUAUCCCUACAAUGGACGAAAAACCGUGGACGGAAGAGUCCAGCAGCUUGAUCCAGAAGCCACCAAGCCGCCUUGGUGGCCGAUCGGAGUCUGUCACCGGGAGCCAGAUCAUCUCCCCAAAGUUGAGCGCAUUCGUCUUCUCGUCCAUAUCCUGUGUGACUUACGUGAAAGCAAUGGGGUCACUGCCGCCAGGCUCAAAGAAUGUGACCAACCCAUCCGACGUCAGAUUCUCCCGGCCGAUCGUUUGCAAAUCCUGGAUGAGAUGUACCGAGUGCGUGAGGAGGAGGAGAAAUUUCUAGAUGGCGUUCCAGGUACCAAAUCUGGCCUAAUCACUGCAGUCCUUGGGAGACUAACUCACAUGCCACCCUCGAUAGAUUGCGAACCAAGCGUGUUGAUAUCCCGCGCGAACCUUCCCCCAAUAGUAGAAGACACAUCAAGCGGACAAAGCUCACCGACCGACCCAGAAUAUGCCCACGGCGCGAAAUCCGACUGCAGCGAUGAUACCCGAAGGAUCGAUACAAGCCAAGUCAUUGUGUCCGCCGAGAAUCUCCAGAAGAGAAACCCAUGCUACCCACCCAAUCCUUACACCCCGACCAUACACCCGGCGAUGCAUAAUAGCCCAGGCAUACAGUACCAAAGCACCGAGAGCUCGCCGCAUGCUUCGAGCUCGCCACAAGAAUUGAAGAGAAAACGCGAGAUGUUUUCUGGCACACACUUGGUCGAUCGGACCCGUCAAAUCGGCAUGGCACAAUACCCCUUCGCUGGCAGCUCGAGCGUUCAGCCGUCCAUGGAAAUGUUUCAUCAGCAGGCUCUACCAGAAGAAGUUGCCCAGGCGGUUGCAAUUACUGAGCCAGCUCAGCCAGCAGUGGAAGUGCUGCCAAACGAUUUAAUGAUGCCAUACGGGUACCCUUAUUAUUAUAGUUGCUAA
Molecule: messenger RNA, 1542 nt
Organism: Penicillium brevicompactum
Lineage: Eukaryota; Fungi; Ascomycota; Eurotiomycetes; Eurotiales; Aspergillaceae
Product: DUF2841 domain-containing protein
Exons: 3
Coding region: 1-1542 (513 amino acids)
Source: RefSeq, a predicted model, not a curated record